CCUUAGAGUGUGCAGGCACAAGUUUGCGGCUGGUCUGCUGCCCAGGGAGGAACGGCAGGAGCUGAGAUGACGUGCUGAGCGGGUGCAGCAGGCAUUCUGCUUCAGCUUCUCUGCCAGACAGAAUCGGAUCAAGACCUUAAAACAAGUCACCCACUUUGGGGUUGUCCUGAGACACCAUGGCUACCACAGAACCUCCCACAGGCUGUGGCAACAUACCCAGUGACUAUUACUUGCUCUGUGACAGGGACAACAACUGGGGCAUUGUUCUGGAAUCCCUGGCUGCAGCUGGUGUGGUCACCACAAUCAUCCUUAUCUUUGUGCUCCUCUUCCUCAUCUGUAAAGUCCAAGACAACACCAAACGAAGCCUGAUCCCUGUCCAGUUGCUUUUUCUGUUGGGCACUCUGGGGAUCUUUGGCCUCACCUUUGCCUUCAUCAUCAAGCUCAAUGAGAGCACCGCCCCCACCCGCUUCUUCCUCUUUGGGGUUCUCUUUGCCCUCUGCUUCUCCUGUCUCCUAGCUCACGCUAUUGACCUCAUCAAGCUGGUGAGAGGAAGAACCCCGUUGUCAGCACUGAUGUUACUGGUUAUCGCCAUCAGCCUCACCACCGUGCAAAUUAUCAUAGCCAUCAUGUAUGUCGCCAUCAACAGAGCAGAGCUGAAGAAACUGGAGCCGACAAGCGGAAUGGAUGACCAAAGACGCAAUGACUUCAUUUUGAUUCUCAUCUAUGUGCUUCUCCUGAUGGCCGUCCUCUUUGUGGCCGCCAUGUCUGUUUUCUGUGGCUCGUACAGAAGAUGGAAGAGGCAUGGUGCGCACAUAUUCCUCACCAUCUUGUUCUCCAUUGGCAUCUGGGUGGUGUGGAUCAGUAUGUUGAUGAGAGGCAAUCCAGAUUUAAAUAAGCGCCCCCUCUGGGAUGAUCCUGUUAUCAGUAUUGCUCUGGUAGCUAAUGGGUGGGUUUUUCUGAUUAUGUAUGCUGUGCCUGAACUCUGCUUCCUCACUGCUCCACGGAAACCUGGAGACUACCCUCCAGAGAACAGUUCCUGCCAGCCUAAAGUCAUGAAAAAGGUGCAUGGAGUGGAGAAUCAAGGCUAUUCUCAAGAAGACACCACCACACAAGAAAAUGGAAAUCGUUUGUACGUUCCUUAUUCAACUCAUUUCCAGCUAGAGAUGCUUGAACAGGAGUUCUCCAUCCCACGGCCUGAAACUCGGGCCAGUCCAUACCAAGGUUAUUCUGGAGGGAAAAGAGUCGAGUAGCAGCUCAACAAUAAACACCAGAGAGGCAAUACAGAGUUAGCUGUGUUGCUGGAAAUCCCUUGGUUGUAGCCAAAGGAAGUUAGUCAUGACUAAGCAUUAUCGAAAUCAAUGAAACAAGUUAGCUGUGACUAACUUGUCCCAUUAAUUUCAAUGGGAUGUAGUCAUGGCUAAUUGCAUUGGUGCUUCCGUUUUACUAAAACAUGGACAGGACUCAACGCUACAGUGGAUGAAGGAGAAUUGUUUUCUUUUCCUCACUCCAGCCUUUUAAUUUGUCUCUGCACAUUUAGCACUUUAUACUUUCUCAUUCAUCAGGUUCCUUUGUUUAAUAUAUCUCUGAAGCUUCUCUCAGUCCUGCUGAGGUGACUUUAUCUCAGCACCUUGUCCAAGCUCAUUUUUCCUCACAAUAUGGAAAGAGAUAUCCUAUCACAUUCAUGGAACUAUCUGAGAGGAACAGAACUGAGGGUCUUUGGCUUAGGCCACAUCUCCGAGUUGCCUGCACAUUUUCCCAUGUUGUCUCCUGAAGCACUGAGUAAAUUAGCUGGAAUGUUCAAGGAUAACUUCCUUCUGACAGGUUGCCUGGCAGAGAAUCUUCUUCGGAACAUGUGUUAGUUCUUGAGUAUUAGGGCCAUACAACCCUGUCUGCAUAAAAUCCUGCAAUCUUUCCUGGCUACUAUAGAAGAACUGAGUCAAGUAACCCAAGGAAAACCUUUUUUUAAUUAAAAGGAAAAUAAAUCACUUUUAAAACUGAAAUUCUCCAAACUCUCUAUAGAUCUAUUUCAAAGUAGGAAGAAAGUGGGAGGGGAAAUAAGCUUUAAUUAAAUUUAAAUUGCAAAUGUGUUCAGCUUUGAAUUAAGUUUUCUCACAGACUUCCUGUUCACACCACUGAUUCCUAAUCUACCCCACCGGGAAUCUUCCCAGGAGUGAUUGCCAAGACACAGUGUGCCUUCACUAGGCUGUGCCAAGAGUAGUCACUCCACUAAUCACUCUCCCGUCUCUUUGUGUCCCUUUGUUGCUCCUGAAGCAUGUCCACUGCCUGGCAUCAGAAUAUAAGAAUAGCCUUGCUGGAUCACAUGGAAGGUCUUUGCAGCAGACUGAAUGCUCAUCUAACCCCAUACCCUUUCCCCAAUAACGAAUUGCCAGAUACGCCUGGGAGGCUUCACAAACAGGGCAAGACAAAGACAGCUUUCCUCCAUUGUAUAUCUCCAGCACUGUCAAUCAGGAGCAUAUCUGGGGGUUCCAUUUUGAGUGAAAAUGGUCAAUAUCCAUUGAGAGGCCUAUUUCUCAUGAAUGCACUCCAUCCUUUUUGAAGAGAACUAUGUUAGUAGCCAUUGCCACAAUGGCAAUGAAUUUCAUAAUGCAGCACCUUCUUGUUAUCUUGGCUCUACUGAAAGUCCAGGAAGAUGGACCGAAUGGUUACCUCAAAAAAGCAAGUGUCAGUUUUUCAGGGCUUAAGCAGGACUCCUGCUAUAAAGAUGGCAUCGUCUUCAAUGGUUCCACAAUCAGUACCUGCUGGGCACGGACAAGAGGGAAACCAAUGUGGGAUGUUAAUCCAUCACUGGAUGUACACCCAUUUCCCUCCAGUGCUACACUGUAGACGUGCUUGUAUUCUCUGGGAUCAAUGCGGCAACAAUUCCAUACAGAGAACAUUCACACAGAUCUCUUUCUAAAAGAGUUUUUGUCCAUAGGUUCCCUUAGCGCUGAUUUAUGUCCUUUAUUCCAAGCACUGACUACUCUAAUAUUGAUUCGUACACUUUAUCACCAGACAGGUAAUGCACAUUUCUGUUCUCCAGCAAUUAUUGUGUGGAAGUCACUAGAUCUCUGAGCAUGUGAAUGUGACAGCAGACACAACUAAUUACUAGAGGAAAACAUGAGAUGAACAUCUUAGCCCUUUUCAGACAUUAUGUGAUAUGAGUAUACAGAUGUCUGUAUACUUGUAUAUGCUUUUGUGUGAAUGACUGUACCCAUGUUCAUUUUAAAAGUAAACCUGGGUACAGGCCCCUCAAAGCAUGGUACAGAUGGGAAGUAUAAUGCUGUACCUACAGUAUGUUCAGCAUAAUGUGUGAAUCACUGUACCUGUGUACAUGAAAUCUUUAGUGGGAGAGAAAAAUAAGGGACCAGGUGUUUGUCAUCAACACACUUGCACUGGAGGCUGGAGUGAAUACAGUAGGCCUAAAGAGAGAAAGAAAUCUGGGGAGCAAGAUGGUGAGUAGAAGUUACUGUAGGAGAAGUCACUGUACUGCUUGACAAUGUUCAUUAGAGGCCAGAUCUGGUUCAGAUGUGAGAGAAAGGAAAAACACUUAAAACUCAAGGAAAAACAAGGCAUCAAACCAACCAAAAUUAAACUCCUUUACACCUCACUGAUUUUUAUGGGAGAGUUAAGAAUGUGUUUACAUUUGCUUCAAUGAAACGCAAGUGCUUAAUUUUGGUUGUAUUUAGCCCCUUGGCCUGCAGAAAAGGGGUAUUCAGGUGUUUGCUAAUGUACUUAUAAUUGUAUUAUAAUAUUUAUUUGUGUAUUUCUCAUACUACACUGAGCACAUAGUUAGCAUUGAAUAAAUAAUUAUAUAUA
Messenger RNA from Hemicordylus capensis (graceful crag lizard), 3816 nucleotides. RefSeq names its product G protein-coupled receptor class C group 5 member A (gene GPRC5A). Lineage: Eukaryota; Metazoa; Chordata; Lepidosauria; Squamata; Cordylidae. The transcript is spliced from 4 exons. Gene Ontology annotation, biological process: G protein-coupled receptor signaling pathway. Gene Ontology annotation, molecular function: protein kinase activator activity; G protein-coupled receptor activity. The coding region runs from base 177 to 1250 and encodes 357 amino acids. Gene Ontology annotation, cellular component: signaling receptor complex; intracellular membrane-bounded organelle; extracellular exosome. The record is from RefSeq and is a predicted model, not a curated record.